This is a messenger RNA of Aspergillus heteromorphus CBS 117.55, 732 nucleotides long. RefSeq lists its product as uncharacterized. NCBI's taxonomy places the organism in Eukaryota, Fungi, Ascomycota, Eurotiomycetes, Eurotiales, Aspergillaceae. The annotation marks the transcript as partial. The record is from RefSeq and is a predicted model, not a curated record. Gene Ontology annotation, cellular component: mitochondrion. The transcript is spliced from 2 exons.
GUAAAAAACCUAGCCGCCCUAGACUUCCCAGCCUACGGCAGCCUAUAUUUCGCAGACGCGCCGAUAGACUCGAGUCUAAAAAUCCCUUUUGAACAUGGUCAGGGCUUCUGUGUAGGCCCCAAUUGCAGUCCAGUCUUUUGGAACCGAAAUCCGGGGGAGCUUGAGCUCUACGGUGAUGGUGAUUCAAGUUCGAAUUGCGGUCCUUGGGAAGACCUCACAGAGUAUUGCUCAGGCCUGAUAUAUACGGGUUUUACUCGUCUGCCAAAAGCUUCAGCCAUUGAUCACAAACUUCAUCCUCAUCAGGGAUCGGUUGACGAUCAUAUCCGUCUAUUGAGAACAAGUCAAAAGGUAAUUCUCAGGCUAAUCGAAGACGCGCGCAUUCAAACAGCUGCGACACCAACCCUCCUCCACCCCGACUUCCACAAACGGAAUAUCCACGUCUCCGCCGAGGAUCCAACCAUCAUAACCGGACUGAUUGACCGGCAAUCAAGCAGCAUUGAGCCUGCGUUUAUAUACACCAACGAAAUUCCCGAUUUUGCGGCACUUUUUGAGACCGUCCAGAGGCUCAAAUCAUGGCUUAGAACCUCAAUGAAUACAAACUCCGAUGGGUGGGUUCCGAGUGAGGUGUUCGGUGCUGCGCAAGAGGCUCAUCGGGUGGCGUAUGAGGAGUGGAUACAGACGGCGAGAGAAUCAGAGGCUAGAGGGGGGGGGGGGGGGGGGGUGACUGUGUAA